UCGUUGCGGGUUCGGUGUCGGCAGUGAGUUUAGCAUCUGUUUGUCAUGACAGGAGAGGAUUUAACAGUCCUGUGAUCGGGUGUGGAAAUGGAGCAGUCGGAUCCUUCUCCGUUAAAGCGUUUUGUUCUGGCCAAAAAGAAGAUCGGAGAGGUUUUUGAGCAGCUUUUAGUUUACGUUCAGGAGGGCUCGGAGUUUGUAAAAGAAACCUGUAAUAAUGAGUCGCUGGAGAAUAUUGCAAACAGGAGGCAGCUGGAUCAGAUCGAGGCGUACACGAGCAAACUGUCCACCAUUAAAGAGGUGUUAGCUCGCAGACACAUGAAGGUGGCUUUUUUCGGCAGAACAAGCAAUGGCAAGAGCACGGUUAUCAACGCCAUGCUGCGUGACCGCGUGCUACCCAGCGGCAUCGGCCACACCACUAACUGCUUCCUGAGCGUGGAGGGCACGGAUGAAGACAAGGCCUUUCUGAAGACCGAAGGGUCCGAGGAGGAGAAAAGCAUCAAGGUGCGAAAGCAGCACACGGACAGGUGUGUGAACUUCCUGGUGGAGGAGCUGAGGGUUGUGGAUCGAGCUCAAGCGCCGAAUCGUAUUUUCUUCGUGUCGGCGAAGGAGGUGCUGAACUCACGGAUGCAGCGGGCGCAGGGCAUGCCAGAGACGGGUGGCGCUUUAGCUGAAGGGUUUCAGGAGCGACUGAAGGAGUUCCACAACUUUGAGAGAUCGUUUGAGGAGUGUAUCUCGCAUUCAGCAGUGAAAACAAAAUUUGAGCAGCACACAAUCAGAGCAAAGCAGAUCACAGAAACGGUCAAAGAUGUCAUGGAUCAAAUCAACAUCGCCGCCGCGGACAAGAGGGUGCUUUCUCUGGAGGAGAGAGAGUAUCUGAUUGACCGACUGGAUUUCGUUCGCAAUCAACUCAACCUGCUCAUCCAGGACAUCAAGAAGAAAAUUGAGGCCAUCACGGAGGAGGUGAAACACAAGGUGUCGGAUGGCAUGGCAGAAGAGAUCUGCCGUCUGUCUGUGCUCAUAGACGAGUUUCGUGCAGGCUUCGACCCGUCACCAGACGAGCUCAAAAUCUAUAAAUCUCAUCUUCUCAGCCACAUCGAGAAGGGCAUGGGCAAGAACCUGGCCUUCCGCUGUUCUGAUGCCGUAAAUGCCUCGGUUCAGUCGUCUCAGCAGGACAUGAUGGAGUGUCUGAAGCCUCUGCUGCCCUCUGCUGUCCAGAGCCAGCUGCACAUGCUCAUUCCCUGCAGGAAGUUUGAGCUCAGCUACGACCUCAACUGUGCCACCCUUUGCUCAGACUUCCAGGAGAACAUCGAGUUCCAGUUCUCUUUAGGCUGGACCACGCUGGUCCACCGUUUCCUAGGUCCCGUCAACGCCAAACGUGCCUUGAUGCUGGUGGAUCAGAACCUACCGCUGACGGCACCGACCACCCCUUCGGCUCCAGCGGUGGUUCAGUCUCAGAUCCCCAGAGCUCAAGGUCAGAAUCAGCAAUCUCUGGCACAGGAAGAACUCAUGAUGUCUAUGGUGAACAACCUGGCCUCGGUCACCUCUCGCACGUCUAUGAGUGUGAUCAUCGUUGGAGGAGUGGUGAGAAUUAUCGCCGUUUCUCCUCAUUGAUGCUUUAGAUUCCCCUUUAUUUUCUAU
This is a messenger RNA of Sinocyclocheilus grahami, 1638 nucleotides long. RefSeq names its product mitofusin-1-like. Lineage: Eukaryota; Metazoa; Chordata; Actinopteri; Cypriniformes; Cyprinidae. Gene Ontology annotation, biological process: mitochondrial fusion; mitochondrion localization. Gene Ontology annotation, molecular function: GTPase activity. The record is from RefSeq and is a predicted model, not a curated record. Gene Ontology annotation, cellular component: mitochondrial outer membrane. The transcript is spliced from 12 exons. Bases 88 to 1611 code for a protein of 507 amino acids.